AUGUCAGGUUAUCAAGAGCUUUAUCCAGAGGAAAGUCCCAUUAAAAAGAGAGUCAAUUUCAAAGAUACUACCGAAACUAGGUUUUUUCCAAAAGACAGAGAAAAUUCAGAUCUUCUAGCUAGAGCAUCUGGAAUGAGUAAGAUCUUGUUUAAGAUUGUUUUGUAUGGGGGUGGAUUAAUCCUAGGAAUAUAUUGUGCUUAUCUUUUGUUGAUGGGAAUAAUUUUUACCUUCUGUUUCAUGUUGAUAUUCUUGAUUAAAGCAACUGGUGGGUUUUUGGGUUUAAUAAAUAAAGAAAAGGCUAUAGAGAGUAUCGACAGAUUUGGAUAUUGGAUAGUUGGUGCUUGA
Molecule: messenger RNA, 345 nt
Organism: Yamadazyma jaroonii
Lineage: Eukaryota; Fungi; Ascomycota; Pichiomycetes; Serinales; Debaryomycetaceae
Source: the annotation of a GenBank genome assembly